CUCAAAUGGAUCAAGACAAGUCAAACUAGGGUCAUUUGCGGGAUUCCAUAUAGCGUAUAAUAUUAGCCUUAUGCUAGCUUGUGAGGUUAAGAUAGCUUGAGUUUGUUCUGGUGUAGUAGGUGUAUAAAUACAGCUAGCACAGGAUUCGGUACCACCGCCUUGCGUCAGCAUAGUAGGAUAGCCACGCUAGCUAGUAACGAGACGGGUUAUUUUUGGUAUGAGUGAUCGAGCUCUGGCGUGCACUGGGAGAAUUAUUUCGCCAUAUGCAUAGCAAACGUCGGCUUCGUUUUAUACAUUGGAGUCGCUAUGAAUCCUGCAUAUUUCAUGACAGAAAUCUGAAGUCUGGGCUGUAGCCAUUUUUGAUUUAUUCUUCAUUGUUUGUACAUGUCGUGAUACUUAAACAGUCAGUAAGUGGUACAGUAGUUUUCGUUUAUAGAUUUGUUCCGCACUUCAUACAAUUUCAUUGAUUGAAUGUCAUACGAGGCGCCCUUAGAAAAUGGACCUGAAUUUUUACUCUGAUUUAAUGGAUGGGACUGGGCAACACGGAGAUCCAGAAUUCCUGGACCCCGGGUCUUUCAAUGGAUUUGAUAAUAAGUUCCCUGGAGGCAGUGACAACUACCUGACCAUCAGCGGGGCAAGCCAUCCGUUCCUCUCCUCCUCUGAGACAUUCCACACCCCCAGCCUGGGCGAUGAGGAGUUUGAGAUCCCCCCCAUCUCCCUGGAUCCGGACCAGGCCCUCACUGUGUCUGAUGUAGUGGCCCACUUCGGAGAGCUCUCGGACGGGGAGCGCGGUGGCCUGUCCACCCCCGGGAAUGCGGUGGUGGGGGGAGACGACCCGUCCUUCGCCUUGACCUUUGUCAACCCACAUUCGGGGUCACAGGGGCUGGAACACCAUCUUAGUCUGGGGGUCAUCAGUCAACCUGGUGGAGGAGGGGCCAUGCUGGGGUCUGCUCUGGGGAUGGAUCUGGGACACCCCAUUGGCUCCCAGUUCAGCAGCUCCUCCCCAAUGACCAUAGACGUCCCGCUGAGUGACAUGGGCCAUGGCCUGUUGGGCCACAAUCAGCUGACCACCAUGGACCAAUCAGAGUUCAGCGCACAGCUGGGGCUCAGCCUGGGGGGCGGGGCCAUCCUGGCGUGCUCGCAGUCGCCUGACCAACCACUAUCGGCCGCUGCUUCACCCGUUGGUUCGCUACAGGAUGACGACAUGGACGACUUCAGACGGCAGAGCGUGUUGGUGGAGUCCCCUGUCUCUCUCGGCGUCAUCUCCCUCGAUCCCUCUCUCUCCGAUUCCCCCAUACCUUCCUCCGCUCCGUCCUUCAGCACCCCUCCUAAUCUCGUCCGGAGAGGGGGAGCGGUCGGAGGAGGGAAGAAAGGGAAGAGGAGGAAAGACCUCAACGAGCCCCAGAAGCCAGUGUCGGCCUACGCUCUGUUCUUCAGGGACACACAGGCAGCCAUUAAGGGACAGAACACAAACGCCACCUUCGGAGAGGUGUCCAAGAUAGUGGCCUCCAUGUGGGAAAGUCUGGGGGAGGAGCAGAAACAGGUGUACAAGAGGAAGACUGAGGAUCUCAAGGCUCUGGCAGCCUACAGAGAUAAUCAACUUCCUGAGCUGAACAUAGAGCUUCUGGACACUGCUCUGUCGCCUCCCUCUCCUCCCUCUCCUCCUUCCCCCGCCCCUCUCCCCACCCCCGUCGCCCCCCAUCCACGCUCCACUCGUUCCUCCGCCCCCCACCUGGCCCCCGAGGAGAACACCAUUACCAACAUCUGCACCUCCAACAUCAUCCUAACAGGUGGAGAUCUCCCUCAGGUCACCACCCGUUCCCGUACAGGGGCACACAAACCACCCGCCCCGGCCCCAAGCCCCCCCACCGUCACCAAAAUCAUCAUCAAGCAACAGAAGUCUCCCUCAGGGGUGACGGUGGUGUCCAGUAGUACGGUAUCGUCGUCCCGUCAGCCACCGCCACUCCAACAGAUGCAGAACACCCCUCCUCCCCCACGUCUCCAGCAGAUGGUACAUGCCCAGGCCCCUCCGCCACUGCAGGCCAAACCAAGAGGCGGGGGUGCCGGCGGUGCCACAGCACCACCACCCCUGCAGAUCAAGAUGGUCCAUCCCUCAGAUUUGGACUCUCCAAUUAUCGUGACUGCUGCGGGUGGGUUAGCCGCGUUGGGUGGGUUCAAUCCGAACUCGGGGGAGGUGGUACAGUCCUCUGCCAUAGUAAUGGCCUGUUCAACAGAGGCUGAGGACGGGGCUGAAGGAGAGGAAGGGAUGCAGGUAGAGUUGAAUGUGUCUUCAGGGCCAGUUGUGACCCAGACCUCCAGCCCUAACCUGUGUGUCAGAGCCGGCUGCACCAACCCAGCUGUCGAGAACAAGGACUGGGACAGGGAGUACUGCAGCAACGAGUGUGUGGCCACACACUGCAGGGAUGUCUUCAUGGCCUGGUGUGCGAUCCGAGGGCAGAACUCCACCUCCGUCACGUAAGGAAUGGACAGAAGAGAGGAGUGAGAGAAGAUUGUCAUGAUAUAGACAUGAUAGAGGGAGGACUAGGAAGGAGAGAAGAGGAGUGUGAACUGGACAAUGGACAUGGUGGAGGAAGGAGAGAAGAGGAGUGGGGACUGGACAAUGGACAUGGUGGAGGGAGGAGAUGGAAGGAGAGAAAGGAGAAUAGAUUUGGCUUUUAUUCACAGCAGACUUUGUCCUCUAAGAAGAAUCAAGUGGAAGACCAAUACUCCUGUGAUGUUAAAUUAUGAAGUUUAAAUAAUGAGAGUAUUUUAUAUUAAAUGUUUUUAAUCAUUUUAAAAUGUUGGUGAAAUGUAAUAUAACGCUGCAGGGUACUAUUGGGAUGUCUUGGACGUUAGUUGGAUAAAGGGCACACCAUCUAAAAUUGGCCUUGUGUCAAAUGCUCCGAUUCUGUGGCUAAGAUCAGGAGUUUCUUUUUCCUGAUCACGUGACACAAGGAAAAACUCGGGCACGAUGACCAUAUUCUUCUUGGUUAGGUCACGUGAUCAGGAGAAACUCCUGUCCCUAUCCAUCAGCCAAUGAGAAGAAGGCAUGUUUAUUUCACGUGUGUGUCCUCUCGCCUGACUUCUGUUGAAACAGAGAUCACAGUAUCAAUGUUGUCCAUGUUAUCAAUGUUGCCUGCGACUUAAAAUCAGUCUCACUCUCAGCCCUUUGUGGGAAAUUCCCUUCAGUCUAAUCGUUAAGACCGUUGGUUUCCCAAGCAGACCUGGUUUCAGAUCCCACCGUGACAUAUAAACCUCUGGGCUGCGUACAGGAGUGUGAAAAAUUCUGAACAUUGCUGAUAGACAGGGCAUGUAUAGAAAGAACUGACAUGAUUCCUUUCUCUAGUACAUGACAGAGAAGCAUGUCUGUUUACAUGUUGUAUUUCUAUCAGAACGGUUGUUCCACAUUGAACAUGAUUGCCAUUGAAUGGGAAGGUUUCACGUAUGCAUAUUAAGAACAUUCAGGAUUACAGUUUGUUUUUGAAAAACCAUCAUGUUGGUGAAAUAAAACUGUAGGAAAAAUA
This is a messenger RNA of Salvelinus namaycush (lake trout), 3524 nucleotides long. Its product is annotated as TOX high mobility group box family member 4-B-like. Gene Ontology annotation, biological process: regulation of transcription by RNA polymerase II. Gene Ontology annotation, molecular function: chromatin DNA binding. Gene Ontology annotation, cellular component: nucleus. The transcript has 9 exons. The coding region runs from base 497 to 2479 and encodes 660 amino acids. The record is from RefSeq and is a predicted model, not a curated record. Lineage: Eukaryota; Metazoa; Chordata; Actinopteri; Salmoniformes; Salmonidae.